Molecule: messenger RNA, 812 nt
Organism: Neltuma alba
Lineage: Eukaryota; Viridiplantae; Streptophyta; Magnoliopsida; Fabales; Fabaceae
Exons: 1
Coding region: 118-480 (120 amino acids)
Biological process (GO): response to auxin
Source: RefSeq, a predicted model, not a curated record
UAGUUGGCCUAUUCAACAUCAAUAUCAGGAUCACCACCUCUCCCUCCAUUCAUAAAACACCUCCUUCCUCCCAAUACUUUUCUUCCUAGUUCUCCCACCGAACCCCACACCUUCCUUAUGGAUUGCUUGGUGUUGCCGGUGACGUUGAUCAGACGGCGCUCCACUAGUUCCCGCCUCGGCUAUAGGCCCCUCGCUCACGACGGCUUCGACGAACCCGACGGUCCCGUGACGGUUGUUGUCGGAAAAGAGAAGAGGGUCUUUCUGGUUGAACAGUUUGUGUUGCAGGAAUACCCGUUUCGGCUUUUGAUGGAGACGGUGACGAAAGGGAAGGUACGGGAUUUGCGAGGAGGGGUGAUCUUUGUGGACGUGGACGCCAUUUUGUUCGAGCACAUGUUGUGGCUCUUGCACAAUGAUUCUUCAUCUCUGCUCAACCUCAACCUGAAGGAGAUAAUUGACUUCUAUGCUCAGGAGGAUUGUUAAGAGUAAGUCCGUCGGCCGGAAACAGAGGUACUCUGUUUUACAUCUGAGAAUGAGAGUGCCUCCCUGAUUGUGAGAGGCAACGAUUUGUUAUACUUGUAUACAUCGUGGCCUGUUUCUUCUGAAUAAGCCUGAUCUAUUGUCUGAUCUCCAAACAAUGACAACAACAAAAGAGGAAGAUAAUGAUAUCGAGUAAUAGAUGUUAUGUAGUUGCUGUUUAAUUAUGUAAUUGACAUCCAUGUGAUUCUACAAGUUCUGCCACACAUCCUUUGCGUCGACUUGUUGAGAGCAAUUUUAGAUAAUAUCAGGCGUCUAAUUGAAUUCUCAACCGUAAA